AUGCCUGGCAAGCGCCGCAAGCGCAGGCGCUACAGCGACCGAUCGUCUUCAUCGUCGUCGCACCGCAGGCCAUGGGAGAAGCGCGAUGCAGAUGAGGAGUCGGCACACGUGGCGCGCCAGAAGUCGGGUGACUCCCUGUCGGACAUGCUCCUGGUUCUAUACGCCAACGGCACGCUUGAUGCCAAGGCAGUGUGCAUCCUGGCGCACCACGCCACAGAAGCAGGUGUCCAGCACGACAUCAUUAAGAGGAUCGCUCGCCCACCAGAUCUCCAGGCAGGGAAGUACGCUGCGCAUUUGAGGAAACACCUCCCCUUGCAAGAGUCAGCGCCAGAGAUGAACGCGCUGCAGCUGCCAAUGACCAUUCGAAACAGGCGAACCAUCAAGCCGACGCUGGUGUCUCCGCUGCAUGAGGCAUUGGAAGCAGAAUUGGCUUUGCUGGACACGAGAGUCAAGCCUGGAGACGAGCGCCGCGUCUUCCCCAUCGCCAUAUACAUCGAUGGGAUCAAGUUCACCAGGAGCAUUGGCCCUGGCAGAGCCGACAGCUUGGCGUGCGUCACUGGCUACAACAUGGCGACGGACAAGCGCCACGUCCUGUAUGUUCUGAGCAAGCGUGAGAUGUGUCGCUGCGGAUGCAGGGGCUGGGACACCCUCUGGGGCUGCCCCAACCAUCUGCGAUGGAGUUUAGCUGCUGCUGCUGAGGGCAAUCGACCUGACGUGCGCUGGGGCGGAUCAGACUGGCCAGGCGAUUCUGCUUAUUCGGUUGGCAAGCGCGAGGCGGGCACGCUGCAGCACAGGUACGUGCUCUGCCAAAUCAAAGCUGAUUGGGCAGAGUUCUGCACGAGUUUAGGUUUCCCGGCGUGGUCUAGUUUCCAUUGUCCAUGCUUCAUGUGUGCGUGCCGCAAAGCGAAGAUGUUCGAUUUCAAUGGGAUCACGGUCGAGAAUCACAACUGGGGGGAUCGCCCGCUGGACUAUGAGGCCGCCUGCAGGAACUGCGAGGUGGAAGUCCACGUGGAAGACGAGGACACGCGCAGAGCACUACUGGAACACGCCAAGCUCAAACAUAAGAAGAAGCUUGGCCGCGUCAUCACACAGGACGCUCCUCACAUCGGCCCUGGCCUACUGAAAGGGGAUCGUCUCGUGCCAAGCGUUGGCCUCCACGAUGCAGCCACUUUCGAAACUCAGCCAACGCCGUUUGUAGCAGUGUUUUGGCGUUCCCAUUUCGACAACAAGAACAGGAAGACCGAUUGGAUACAUUGUCGCAAUCCGAUUUUCAGCGAGGGGGUGGGCGCGACCCCACACGCCACCAUGCGGCUCGAUACAAUGCACACGCUGUAUCUUGGCGUGUUCUCCAGAUACGUGCAUUAUGUGAUGGAAGUUGUCAUUGACACUAACAUGUACAACGUUGCUGGUACGAAAGACGAGGUCAAGGAUGUUAGCGUUAGGUUGCUGUUCAAUGGCUACAAACGCUGGUGUUUUGCCAAAGACAUUGAACUUUCGUACCAGCUCAACGCGCUGCUGCCUACGAUGCUGGGGUCCAACAGCCAUCCGUACAUGUAG
Messenger RNA from Prorocentrum cordatum, 1557 nucleotides. Lineage: Eukaryota; Dinophyceae; Prorocentrales; Prorocentraceae. The record is from the annotation of a GenBank genome assembly.